Messenger RNA from Strigops habroptila (Kakapo), 884 nucleotides. It is a transcript of the gene CDK2AP2, whose product is annotated as cyclin dependent kinase 2 associated protein 2. Bases 338 to 730 code for a protein of 130 amino acids. The transcript is spliced from 4 exons. Gene Ontology annotation, cellular component: nucleus; microtubule; cytoplasm. The record is from RefSeq and is a predicted model, not a curated record. Lineage: Eukaryota; Metazoa; Chordata; Aves; Psittaciformes; Psittacidae. Gene Ontology annotation, biological process: regulation of microtubule cytoskeleton organization; negative regulation of G1/S transition of mitotic cell cycle.
ACGGUGACCCGAGGGGGGGCGGGCAAAGCGGCGCGCUGACGUCAGCGCGGCGUCGCACGCACGCUCGCGUCAUCAGGGCGAGCGGCGGUGCCGGCGGAGGCCGGGUCAGGCCAGGCCGGGCCGCGGCGGGGCCUGCGCAGCCGGUACCGGGGCCGCCGCGCUCCGCUUCCCCCGGGGCUCGGGUGCCGAGCGGGCGGGCGGGCACCGAGCCGGGCCGGGCCGAACUGAGCUGAGGAGCGGCGGGCACAGGCGGCGCAACCGGCGGGGCGAGCGCGGGGGCCGCUCACCGACCCCCGCCGCGCUCCAGGGCGCCGGGAGCGGCGGGCGGCCGUCGGGGAUGUCCUACAAGCCCAUCGCUCCCGCCCCAGCUACCCCCGGAGCCGCCAGCGCCAGCCCCGCCCCGCCGGGGCCCGGGGCACCACCCGCCGCCACGAGUGUCCCGUCGCCCUCCGGAUCCGUCCCCGGCGCCGCCGCCCCUUUCCGGCCCCUCUUCAAUGACUUCGGGCCGCCGUCCAUGGGCUACGUGCAGGCGAUGAAGCCCCCCGGGGCUCAGGGCUCGCAGAGCACCUACACCGACCUGCUCUCCGUCAUCGAGGAGAUGGGGAAGGAGAUCCGGCCCACCUACGCCGGCAGCAAGAGCGCCAUGGAGCGGCUGAAGCGCGGCAUCAUCCACGCCCGGGCGCUGGUCCGGGAAUGCCUGGCAGAGACAGAGCGAAACGCCCGCACGUAACGGCUGCUGCCCCCCGGGACUCCCCGACGGGAGCCCCGGUGUCCCUGCCCCGCUGGGGGCGGGGGGGGGGAGCCGCCGUGCUGCCCGCGGCCCCCCCCCGCGCUCUCCGCUCUUUAUAAAUGCGUGUUUUUAUAAAUAAAGGACGUGGUUGGGG